AUGGAAACACGCCCCCCAACCACCCACUCCUCCGCCAAUCCGCCCAGCGUCGAGAUCGCCUACAAGCGCAAAUGCGCCGCCUUGAAGAAGCGCCUCGCCGAGGUCGAGGCCGAGAAUGAGCUCAUGCGCACCCGCAACCGCCGCGGCUACCAGUACAUCCAAAAAAUGCGCCUCGAAUCGUGCAUGUUGCUCGAGCGCCUCGCCAAAGUCACCGGCAUGGCUGAGGAGGCCGCGGCCGGCACUGCAGACCCGGAGUUGCGCGCCCGCGCGGCGGCGAUGAUGUCCAAUGCGGCGGUGCUGAACGGGCUGAGCGCCGGGGCGUCGCAGGGCGGGAAUGGUGGGUAUCUUGAGGAUGACACCGAGGGUAGUUCGGAUGAGCAGCCUCCUACGCCCGAAGAACGCCCUCUCCGCGUCAAGCGCUCUCGCAAAUCAAACAUGCCCGCUGACAACGCCGGUGAAGACGAUACUCCCGCCCAAGACAAUGACGGUGAGGUCGGUGAUGGUGAUGCGAACUCAUCCCUUCCACGCCUCGCCCCGGCCCCGAGCCAGCAAGAUCUCACCUCGUCAUUCCGCGUGCAGCCUGGCAGUAAUGGGGCCCGGGACAGUGAGGCUCCUGCCGACGGGGAGAACCAGGAGGCACAGUCGGAAGCGCAAGCUGGAGAGACCGGUGCUGAGUCUGCGGCUACACCUAUGGAUGUGGAUAGCAAGGAACCCAAGGUGGAGCGGGGGUAG
This is a messenger RNA of Penicillium canariense, 732 nucleotides long. RefSeq lists its product as uncharacterized. Lineage: Eukaryota; Fungi; Ascomycota; Eurotiomycetes; Eurotiales; Aspergillaceae. The transcript has 2 exons. The record is from RefSeq and is a predicted model, not a curated record. The coding region runs from base 1 to 732 and encodes 243 amino acids.